Molecule: messenger RNA, 2793 nt
Organism: Dipodomys ordii (Ord's kangaroo rat)
Lineage: Eukaryota; Metazoa; Chordata; Mammalia; Rodentia; Heteromyidae
Gene: Dcdc5
Product: doublecortin domain containing 5
Exons: 19
Coding region: 121-2793 (890 amino acids)
Biological process (GO): intracellular signal transduction; regulation of mitotic cytokinesis
Molecular function (GO): microtubule binding
Source: RefSeq, a predicted model, not a curated record
GAAGAGAAACAUCCCAAGGCUUCUGCUCAGAGGUGGGCCAUAAAACAUGAAGGCACCAGUAAGCCAGGCCAAUGGAAACAUUCCAAAGUUGACAAUCCUCUGUGGAACAAACUUACUUAUAUGUGGCCUGUCCUCCCCAAUGGCCAGAUCAAUGAGGAGUUUGAUUGGCCAAUAGAAGGACUGCUUGUGCCCAACAGCCCUCCCAUGAAGAAACCUAUUUAUAAGACCCUGGAUCAGAAGGUCCCAGUGAAACUCAGAGUUCUGAGGAAUGGAGACAAGGAUAAAAACAGAUCCCUUACUGUAAUUGGUCCAGGCAUGUCACCUGGAUGGAAGACACAGUGCACUGAAACUUUAAAUUUGCCUUCUGCAGCAAGGAGAUUGUUUAAUGAAAAGGGGAAGGAAAUCUUUGCCCUGAAGGAGCUGCAAAGAGAUGAACUGGUAUACGUCUCCUGUGGAGAACAAUGGAUCAAUCCUGACCUCUCCAUUGCCCAGCAAAAGAAGCAAAUCUUCCUCAGGAAUUUAGCAUCUGACAUUUCCAAAAUUCAAGCCUUCUGCUCUUCGCGCAAGGUAGAAGCUCUUGUUUUAGAAGUCCAAAGUGACAUUGUGUCUGGAAGCAAGCUUGCUGCGCAUAAACUUAGAGCAACUUUUGGAGAAGAGAAGCAACUUGAACAACCAGAGGGAAAACAAAUGCAAAAUGAUGUUUUAACAGCAGAACAUGCUUCCGGUGAAAUUCUAGAUUCACAUGCCAGAGCUCAUCUCCGAAUGGCAGCACUUCACCCGCUGCUCAGGUAUGCCUGGCAGGGCACUUCCUGCGGCUCUCAGGAGGACCACAUUCUUCCGAAGAAAGUGGAAGAAAAGCCCUUCGAAAAACUAAAACCACAAAAGGGAGACAGCAAUUCCCCAAAGUAUAGUAAAUUGAUGAAGGCCUACCGUCAACAGUUUGAAUAUAGAGAUGGACAAAUUAUAAGCCAUGCUCUGUCUCGGUUGGUCGUGGGAGUACAGGGUCCUGACCUCCGUUCAGGCAUGGAAGUGGUUUUGAUGGCGAAGAAAUCGGAUGAUAAUCGUCAACGCUGGAUACACAAGGAAGACAGCAGGACCUUUCACCUGGUGAGUAACCCAGAUCUGGUGCUGGCGGUCUCUAUGAUCAAGGCUCCGAAUGAAGCCAGCGGCUAUCCAGUUAUUAUUCAGAAAUAUAAGCCAUAUGAAAAUGGAGCUGCCAAUCAAAAGUGGCAUUACAAGGAAAACAUGAAAGCCUUUAUGGCCUUCCAGAGCACUGCCCUGGAUAAAGAAAUCACAUCAGCAAAUUUUGCUGGCAUAUGCACAUCAUCUGUCAUCAAAGAAAAUAUUGAUCAACCAGGAUAUUACUAUGUCUCUCCUGGUGAAAAGAGGAAAACAAUGCUCUGCCUGGCUUGUGGAAGAUGCAUGAGAGCAGCGAAGGGUCUGAAACAGUUGCUUCCAGGAGUUCCAUUCCUCUGUGCAUCGGGCUCCAAAACGCAGAAGUCCUUAUCUCCAGGGCCUUUCAUGGUCAUCAGUGCAGCAAAGGUUGAUCUAUCAUCUGAUGAGGUUGAGAAAACUCUAAAUUAUUAUGAAGAACGUCUGUUAUCCUUACGGACAAAGGCUUGCCCGCCAACUAUGGCUCACAAGGAUGUGGCAGCUCUGAACCAGCAGUCAGUGAAGAUAAUUGCAUACAGAAAUGGGGAAGGAUACCGCAAUGGAAAGUUAAUUGUGGCUAAAACAUUCCCCAUGCUUCUUACAGAAUGCAUGGAACAACUUGGACUUAACAGAGCAGCCUCAAAAGUGUAUACCAGAGAUGGAACCACAAUCCAUUCUCUGCACGAUUUAGUUUUAUGGGCUCUAGAGGAAGCUUGUAUCCAAAGAUGCACUGAGGAACAGAAGAAUGACAGAGCUCCUGUUGAAAGAGAAGAGAGCACUAUUGAAAAUAUCGAAGAAAACUCAAUAAUGAAAGCAAAAAACAAACUAUUUCAAGGAACUGGGAAAUCUGCUUGUUUGGAUGGUGUAGAUGAGGUUUUGCUCACCCUUGUUCUGAGAAAUCCUAUUGCCAUCUGGGUAUCUUGCGGUGAGCCAUUUCUACCUCCAAAUGCUUUACAGAAAGCAGAAAAAGAAGAGAAACGAAACUGGCUGAAAAAGGACAAACUUUUGGCUGAUUUAGAUACCAUGAAACACAAAAUGAGACAGUUAAAAGGGCGGCGAGUAGCAACACGUCAACCAGCCACCAUGGUUCCCACCAAAAGCCCUGCUCAGCCGGUGGUGGUAGAAGGUGGCUGGACAGAACAGACUCCAGAGGAAAUUAAACUCAUGGAACUUAUAAGGCUGACAGAGGCACAUCUUUCUGAGGUCCAAGAACUACAAUCCAAACCAAAGUCUCCAACUGUGACCAAACGUAACGCAAUCCAGCAGAGCAGCCUGUACAAACAACCCAACACCAAACGAGUUUGGGCUUAUAUGAAUGGACAAUCUCCUGAAGAUGGCACCUUUGCCUGGGGCAAAAGUAUUUCAGAGCUACUUGACAAUUGCUCCUCUCGGCUCAAAACUCCCCACCCAGCCAGAACCCUGUACACCCCAAGUGGAAAGCUGAUUCAGUCAUGGGGCGACGUAGAACGAGACAUGAUCAUAUGUGUGUCUACAGGACAUGGUUUUAUAUCCCAAAGAGAGUUAAAGCAACUGACAGAGAUGAGAGCAAAUUACGCCAGAACCCGAAGGCAGCAAGGUCCUCAAGCCACAGACAUUGUGAUAUCACCACCCACAAAGCUACUAUCUCUGUCAUAUCUAUAA